Molecule: messenger RNA, 846 nt
Organism: Penicillium macrosclerotiorum
Lineage: Eukaryota; Fungi; Ascomycota; Eurotiomycetes; Eurotiales; Aspergillaceae
Product: fungal specific transcription factor domain-containing protein
Exons: 2
Coding region: 1-846 (281 amino acids)
Source: RefSeq, a predicted model, not a curated record
AUGGAUGAAGAAGACCAUGAUGAUAAUAAUGACGACGAUAAAAGUAAUCUCAACCUGAUUCCAACCACAUUUCGCAGAAGGUCCACUUCAAUUGGCGGGGAUCAAGGACCAGAUUCCCUCUUGGUACUCUGCGAGUGGUUUCGAGAGCUAGUCUUCUCGCAUGAAAGUAAAUACAACAAUUCGGUUCAUGUUGACUCUUUGCAGGAGUUACUACAUGACUUGUGCAUUAACGUGCAGACCUUGGACGCUCCAUUUCUCAGCCAAUCCGACCAGAGCCUUAUUCAACUUCCUCCAAAACAGUUUGUUCUGUGGUUUCAAGAACAUUUCUUCCAGAAUGCGGAUCACAUCACCGAUAUAUUUGUCAAGUCCAGUUAUCUCCUGGCCUUGGAAGAUCUGUACGGGCGAGAAGAAUCUCUGGACAGCUCCGAUGAGUCGUGGGCAGUCUGCUUUCAAACAAUCGUCCUCCUUUCUCUAGGACCAGACCUCCUCAGUCCUAGCAGCCACCCACUGAUUGCACCUGAAUUCUUGCUUUCAUACCACUCCAUGGUGCAGCAGUGGCUGAACAAAACUCAAAACGUUCUGGUGCCAAGAUUGAUCAAUAUACAGGUUCUGAUUCUCUUGAGUGUCGCAGCUCGUCAGCACUUUCCUCUAGGAUUUGCGGAGACCAUGCUUUCACAGGCUUGCGUUCUGGCCAAAACCAUGGGUCUGCACCAUGUCUCUUCGUAUCCGCAGCAAGACGGCGAUCAAGAUCCGGAAAUUCAGGAACGGUUGAAAGUGUUCCGCUCCUUGUAUGUGCAAGACAAGGACUUUGCACUUCUCCGGGGAUCGGUCUGUUGGCUCCCCUAG